CACAGAGGGUAUAAUUGGAAAAGAGAGCAGGGGACACUGUAUCUUCUUGUCAUCGCCUGCGGCCCAACACGGCGGUUCUUCAUGCAUUUGCCGCCUACAGAAUCGCCAUUCCCUCAUCCACCACCAUAAUAGGAAAAGAACCAAGUCUCCACUCUUCAACCACUGUUUUCAGAGAGUUCAAAUCACCACCCAAAAGUUUCUCGGUCUCCUCUUCCUCCGCCUUUCUCCGACGUUCAUCACAACCUCUCAAUCAGGUGAAGACUGAAUAUUAAGCUUCCAUUACUGGGAUGGGGAAGGAUUCAAAGAGUGGCGUGGGCAAGUCGGCAUCUUAUCAGCUCUUUAAGGAUAGGGCUAAAAAUCGGGUGGAUGAUCUGCAAGGGAUGUUCACUGAUCUGCAGUCUUUGAGGAAAGAGAGCCGUACUUCUGAAGUUACAGUGUUGGAGGAACAGCUUAACCAGAUUCUUCGUGAGUGGAAGGCCGAGCUCAGUGCACCCUCUCCUGCUUCUUCUUUGCAGGAAGGGAGCUUAGAAUUUAACACAUCAGACCUUCUAAGGCUAGUGCAGCUCAGUGAGGAGGAAGAUGAUGCCACCAGUGCAUUAGCCGCUCCAAAAUCUGAACCUGAUGCACAUAAAGUUGGUGCUGGUGCUGGUUAUCAAGAGGGUCUGAAUGUAACUCGGGUGCUUCAGGAACAAAACAUUCAGUUGGUUGACCAGUACAAAAGUGCUCCUUUUGGGGUCAACUGUGUGGAUAUUACUAAUAUGGAUCCAGCACAAUUGGAUCAUCAACCUUAUGAUUUUCAUCAAGAUUUUGAGCAGUACUUCCCUGGGUUCGAUGGUGUAAAUCUUUGUCUUGAGGAUAUUUUGCCUGCGAUUCAUAUUAGUCCUCCACCUGCUGCCUUUUUGGGCCCAAAAUGUGCACUUUGGGAUUGCCCAAGACCUGCAAUGGGGUCAGAUUGGUGUCAAAAAUCUCAAGACUACUGCAGUGACUACCAUGCUUCCCUUGCUCCGAAUGAAGGUUUUCAUGGACAUCCACCAAUUGUAAGACCAAUGGGUGUCGGCUUAAAGGACAAUUUGUUUUUCCAAGCUCUCAGUGCAAAAGCAAAUGGAAAGGAUGUUGGUAUUCCUGAGUGUGAGGGUGCAGCAACUACAAAAUCUCCAUGGAAUGCUCCUGAGCUCUUCGAUCUAAAAAUUAUUGAGGGUGAAACAAUUAGGGAGUGGCUUUUCUUUGACAAGCCCAGAAGAGCUUUUGAGAGUGGGAACAGAAAGCAAAGGUCAUUGCCUGAUUACAACGGCAGGGGUUGGCACGAGUCAAGGAAGCAGGUGAUGAAUGAGCUUGGAGGGCUAAAGAGGUCCUAUUACAUGGACCCACAGCCAAUGCAAAACCUGGAGUGGCAUCUCUAUGAAUACGAGAUCAACCACUAUGCAACAUGUGCAUUAUACAGGUUGGAACUGAAGCUCGUGGAUGGAAAGAAAAGUCCGAAAGGGAAAGCGAAUAAUCCUUCUGUUGCUGAUUUGCAGAAGCAAAUGGGGAGACUCAAUGCCGAAUCUUCUCCCGAAACCAAACAGCGCUCAGCGAAGGGUAGGGGAAAGGGCAGCGCCGGAAAGGACAUUCCCUCUGCCCCACCAAGCCAAUCUGCAACAAAUUCUGAAGGGCUUUAUGUCACUGGUAAUCAUUUGGGUGGCCCUUUUGACCCAUAGGCCCCUUUUCCUUUUUUUCUUCUCAUUUAUUUUGGCAUGUAUGUCCCUGUCACAGUUUUCACUCUUGACCUCUGGUUUUGAGGUUGUCCCUCUUUCCCUGUCUGCUCCUCCCACUGGAAGUCUCACACCUCUAAUUGUGGGUAAUGUAUGAGAAUUGCUAACUCCUAUUGCUAUAAAUGUACAGACCCAUCUAGAAAUGCUCCACCAACUUAAAUUCAUAUUUAAUGAAUUACUCCUAUGUUG
Cuscuta campestris is the source of this 1940-nucleotide messenger RNA. Lineage: Eukaryota; Viridiplantae; Streptophyta; Magnoliopsida; Solanales; Convolvulaceae. The record is from the annotation of a GenBank genome assembly.